AACAGCGGUCUUUUACUUUUACUACUAAGAGGCGUAAUGGUACUAAACGACGGAACGAUGAUCUCCGACGACGAAAAAGUAGCUCUGGCCAACAUCUGCCGCGAUUAUGUCCGGGGUUGCUGCGUGCGGGAAAAUUGUCGGUAUACUCACGAAAAGCCACCUAUGAAUCGUUUAAAAGAAUUGUUCCGGUUUUGUCACGACUAUCAGAAUAAAGGAUGUUUCAGAAACAAUUGCAAGUUCCUGCAUUUCACGCUGGAAGAGGAAGCGCAUUUCUAUUCCACGGGCAACUUUCCUCAGGCAGAUUUUCGGGAAUAUGGAAUGAUCCCAGUAUGCCAGGCGUAUAUACACGGCUCCUGCUCCAACCCUGAAUGCAAGUUGAUUCACCCUCUUCAUCCAGCCAACAAUGAACGCCAUCCUGAGCUACACAUGCCACCACCACAUUACAAUCGUCCACCACACAUGCUAAGAGAUGAAGACUCACCGCCUGAAUGCAAAGUAAGGCGCUACACUUACGAAGACGUGGCCAUAGAGAAUCAAAUACCUGCACCAAAUAUAUGCCAAAACUGUGACUCCUUAGACCAUAAAGUUAAACUACUACAUGAUAACAUCAGUGUUUUGCUGAAGAAAGUAGCAGACUUGACAGAAAAAAAUGUUCAAUUGACUUCCAUGAAUGAGUUUUUACUGGAGCAGGCAGCUGCAAAUAGGGGUGAACAGUCUUGCAUUAUUACAUCCCGCCAUGGAACUUCAGCUCCUGUGUCCUUAGCUACAGUUAGCAUGACACCUGUAGUGAGCCUAUCAGGUGCAUUGCCUACAUUAGUUCCUGCUGCAGCAACACCAAAUUUAGCGCUGGCGCCAGCGGCAUCCAGAGCUCAGUUGCUAACUCCCGCCCCACAAUUGUUGACAGUAAGUACAACACAACAGUUGAUGGGUAAUUCGGGAGCACUCAUAGUGACUAGUGCAGGUGCCCAGCAGUUAAUGCAAGUGAGUGAUUCAGGGACUUUGAUGAGUGCUGGACAGACGGUAGUAGCAGUGACACCGGCACAGUUGACACUGGCCCCGCCUCCGCAGCAGCUAAUGGGCAAUGCGUCACAAACAACAGUUCAGCAGCUUGUGCAGCAGACGGCGCUGCCGCAGCAACUAGCGGCGCAGCAACAGCAGUUUACGACACAGCAAUCCGUGCAGCACCUUGCUGCGGCGCAGCAGAAUGCCCAGCGCCUGGCAGCACAACAGUCAGCGCAGCAUUUGGCGGCGGCGCAACAGUCCGCACAACAACACUUGGCGGCGGCGCAGCAGUCCGCGCAACAACACUUGGCGGCACAACAAUCGGCGCAGCACCUAGCCGCACAGCAGUCUCAGCAGUUAGUCCAGCAAUCAGCUCAGCAGCUGGCUGCUCAACAGGUCCCAUCGGCCCAGCAACUUGUCCACCAAACCUCCACUCAACAGAUUACCAUCUCCAGCACUAGCCAACCAAUGGCUCUUACUAAUUCGCAAAACCAACCAUUAACAUUUCCAAUUAUAUCACAGAGCAUAUUGCCCCACUGAUUUGAUAACAUUCUGAGUUAAGUAUUAACUUUUUAGUUAGGCUA
This is a messenger RNA of Cydia amplana, 1586 nucleotides long. RefSeq names its product zinc finger CCCH domain-containing protein 10-like. The annotation marks the transcript as partial. Gene Ontology annotation, biological process: regulation of RNA splicing. The transcript has a single exon. Gene Ontology annotation, molecular function: metal ion binding; RNA binding. Lineage: Eukaryota; Metazoa; Arthropoda; Insecta; Lepidoptera; Tortricidae. The record is from RefSeq and is a predicted model, not a curated record.